Caenorhabditis elegans is the source of this 975-nucleotide messenger RNA. It is a transcript of the gene ZC434.10, whose product is annotated as DUF3421 domain-containing protein. The record is from RefSeq and is marked reviewed. The transcript has 4 exons. NCBI's taxonomy places the organism in Eukaryota, Metazoa, Nematoda, Chromadorea, Rhabditida, Rhabditidae. The coding region runs from base 186 to 896 and encodes 236 amino acids.
CGCAUUGAAGGAUGAGAAAAAUUGAAAGAAGCUAAUCUAGCUAAUCACUUCGCCAAAUUUCCAUGAUAUCGACUAAUCGAGUUCUACAUUUAUGUUUUUCGCUGAGUUUUCUAAUAACAAACCGAUUAUGUCAAAAAUAUGGUGGAGAUGAACCUCUAGUUAUUCCGGUUAAAGGAGCACAAGCUAUGUUUCCAGCACUUAUAACUGCGGAUAACUUUCCUUUAUUCCCGUUCACAGAUCAGUUUAACACAGGUAUUGAAAUUAAUCCGGCUAAUAAAGUGAGCAUGGCUGGAGAUUUGAUUGUUCCAGUUCCUGGUUGGGGUAACUUCGAUGUAGACGGAAAUGUUUACUAUGGACAUAUUAAUGUCGAUACUAAAGUAGGAUAUCAAAUUCGACCAACGAAUCAUCUCAAUAUUAAACCCGAAACAUUGGCUCUUUUAGGACAGAAUCCAGCAUUCCGAGAAGCAAGAAAAAAGGCAAAGGAAGUUAUUGUGGGAAGAAUUCCUUAUGGUUAUGAACCAAUCAAGUGUAAACCACCAUAUUGCAAUCCAUUCGUUCAUCAUGCUGGAGUUGCUGUUGAAGUUGAGCAAGGAGAUGACUCCUUCUUCAUUGGUGGAAUUGAUUUUCCACUUCCGAUCGGCGAGAAUGGAGCAGGAGUCAGAUUCCCAUUAUCGGGAGCUGUCGAACAGGGAACUUCGCCAUACGCAUACGCUCAUGGAAACGCAUUCAAUCCUGUGUCUCCAUUUGAUUUUCGAAAAAUUGAUAGCGACGACGUGAAACCAGAUUGGCCUUAUGCGCCGGGAUCUCGAAGAAGAGCACCGGAGAAGAAAAAAAAAAUGAAUGAUGAGCAGAAAAAUGCGUUCUAUUCAAAAUUCUACGACAAGCUUCCACAAUAAUAACACUACGAGUUUAAUAAUUGAUAAUAAUAACAAUAUUAAUAACUAAGUUUUAAUAAAGCCACAAAACAUUCUUCGA